AUGAGAGAACGUGAAGUCGAGAUGCGCAUACUCAAACUCUCUGUACGAAACCUCCACCCCAGCCUCCUUCAUCAACCGAUAAUGCUUCCUCACCAUAGACGGCCUUAUCACCCGAUCCUUCCUCCCGGCCACCAAAUCCACCGGGACAUCAAUACACCCAUAGCAUUCCCCAACAUCCAGCGGAUCGCGGGCCCCAUACGCCUCCAUGUUCGGGCCCGGCCCGUAAUCGAACAUCCGGAACCUUCCGGCCCGUUUCAUCUGCGCCAGGUGGAGGGCAACCCUGAACGCCACCCCAGGCAUGUCGUUCAUGACCCCGACCCAGUUGGAACUGUCCCCACCGACCACGUAGCUCAUGAGGGUCUGCACGAGGCCGCCGACAGCUGGCAGGUUGUGGAAGUCUCGGGCAAGCUUGUUGAGGAGCAUUCGGAAGAAUCGAGUCGGGAUCGUGAAGACGGGGCCCGAGUCGUGGUGGAAGCCAGCUGGGGAGAGGAGGAUGAGGCGGGAGAGGCGGUGCGGGCGGCGGGUCACGGCGUACAUGAGGAUGGCGGCACCGCCGAGGCUGUGACAGAUGGCGCAGAGGUUGUAGGGCUGGGGGUCGGGCUCGGGGUUGGGAUGGGCCGGGCCCAGCUCGGAGGUUUUGAUCUCGUGGAUUUUCUCGAUCAUCGCGGGCAUGGACCAAAGAAAUCAACUAUAAAGCAGUAUCACAUCAGUACCAAAAGUGCACCCCACAAUAGCAACUUUAUGAUCUCACAUCAUCCAGAUAUAAAAUGGAUUGAAAGGAACAUGGACUCAAACCUCAACGAUGCCACGCCUACGGUCAGUAGCCCGCUGAACGAAAUGGUCCUUGAGAGAUUGCAGCCUUCUAGGAGAAUGUGCAACCAAAAGACGACUUCCUGUCUUAGCAGGUUCUUUAGAAGCCUUAUGGAAAGCCGAAGCAAAUAUAUAAUAUGGGGCGCCAAAAAGCAAUUUCAACGGAAACAGAAUCCAUGA
This is a messenger RNA of Striga asiatica, 990 nucleotides long. The record is from the annotation of a GenBank genome assembly. NCBI's taxonomy places the organism in Eukaryota, Viridiplantae, Streptophyta, Magnoliopsida, Lamiales, Orobanchaceae.